Pongo pygmaeus (Bornean orangutan) is the source of this 10217-nucleotide messenger RNA. RefSeq names its product peptidylprolyl isomerase like 4 (gene PPIL4). Gene Ontology annotation, molecular function: peptidyl-prolyl cis-trans isomerase activity; RNA binding. Gene Ontology annotation, cellular component: nucleus. Gene Ontology annotation, biological process: protein peptidyl-prolyl isomerization. NCBI's taxonomy places the organism in Eukaryota, Metazoa, Chordata, Mammalia, Primates, Hominidae. The transcript is spliced from 13 exons. Bases 984 to 2462 code for a protein of 492 amino acids. The record is from RefSeq and is a predicted model, not a curated record.
CGCGCCACUGCACUCCAGCCUGGGCGACAGAGCGAGACUCCGUCUCAAAAAAAAAAGCUUUGGCUUUUCGUCAGAUGUGAAGUUAUGGGAGAUUAUGUGUAAAAUGUCAUAAGAUAGAGUGACAGGCUUGCCCAGAAAAUUGUCUGGGGAAUAAACUUGCAUGGCAAAAUGUUAGUUUUGGCCAGGCGCAGUGGCUCACGCCAGUAAUCCCAGCACUUCGGGAGGCCAAGGCGGGAAGAGUUCGAACUCCUUGAGCUCCGGAGUUCGAGACCAGCCUGAGCCACACAGUGAGACCACCUCCCCCGACCGCCAUCUCUGCAAAAAAUAAAAGAACAAAAUUAGCCGGGCGUGGUGGCGCGCGCCUGUGGUCACUUGGGAGGCUGAGACAGGAAAAUCGCUGGAGCCCGGGAGGUGGAGGUUGCAGUGAGCCGAGAUCGUGCCACCGCACUCCAGCCUGGCGGACAGAGCGAGACCCUGCCUCAAAACAGGAAAUAAAACAAAAUGUUAGUUUUUAGAAUCGGAAACCCCUAGCAGAGGCCCAAAGUUGUUUUGCGAAAAGGAGACUGGUGAGGAUACCCGGAGGAGUCCGCCCAAAUAGGUGGAGAGAAGAUCCCGCUGCGGGCGCCCCCUGGUGGAUAAAAGGGCCGCUCGGAGGGCCGCUCUGCUCUUGAGACGGACACAAACGGGGCACAAAACACUAUACUGAGACCGUUCUGAGGGACAGGCUUCCGCCAAAAUCGCCAAGGGCGGACCAGGAUUUUCAAAACGGUCGCGCCGGGGACGGGACCAACCCGAACUGUACGCCAGCUGGGUAGCCCGGCGCCCGCACGCCGGCCGGAAGGAACUGCCCAGAACCGGGGACGGCGCCGGCGUGAUGAUGCAAGAGGGGUCGCGCCAAGGGUGACGCGUGGCGUAGAAGACGCCGACGGCCUGCGCCUGUCACCUCCCACCCCGGGGUUUGUAGCGGAGGAGGAGCGGGCGCCAUGGCGGUUCUACUGGAGACCACUUUAGGCGACGUCGUCAUCGACUUGUACACCGAGGAGCGGCCGCGUGCCUGCUUGAAUUUCUUGAAAUUGUGCAAAAUAAAAUAUUACAAUUAUUGCCUUAUUCACAAUGUACAGAGGGAUUUUAUCAUACAAACUGGCGAUCCUACAGGGACUGGCCGUGGAGGAGAGUCUAUUUUUGGCCAACUGUAUGGUGAUCAAGCAAGCUUUUUUGAGGCAGAAAAAGUCCCAAGAAUUAAGCACAAGAAGAAAGGCACAGUGUCCAUGGUGAAUAAUGGCAGUGAUCAACAUGGAUCUCAGUUUCUUAUCACUACAGGAGAAAAUCUAGAUUACCUUGAUGGUGUCCAUACAGUGUUUGGUGAGGUGACAGAAGGCAUGGACAUAAUUAAGAAAAUUAAUGAGACCUUUGUUGACAAGGACUUUGUACCAUAUCAGGAUAUCAGGAUAAAUCAUACAGUGAUUUUAGAUGAUCCAUUUGAUGACCCUCCUGAUUUAUUAAUCCCUGAUCGAUCACCAGAACCUACAAGGGAACAAUUAGAUAGUGGUCGAAUAGGAGCAGAUGAAGAAAUUGAUGAUUUCAAAGGAAGAUCAGCUGAGGAAGUAGAAGAAAUAAAGGCAGAAAAAGAGGCUAAAACUCAGGCUAUACUUUUGGAGAUGGUGGGAGACCUACCUGAUGCAGAUAUUAAACCCCCAGAAAAUGUACUGUUUGUGUGUAAAUUGAACCCAGUGACCACAGAUGAGGAUCUGGAAAUAAUAUUCUCUAGAUUUGGGCCAAUAAGAAGUUGUGAAGUUAUCCGAGACUGGAAGACAGGAGAGUCCCUCUGUUAUGCUUUUAUUGAAUUUGAAAAGGAAGAAGAUUGUGAGAAAGCAUUCUUCAAAAUGGACAAUGUGCUUAUAGAUGACAGAAGAAUACACGUGGAUUUUAGCCAGUCUGUUGCAAAGGUUAAAUGGAAAGGAAAAGGUGGGAAAUACACCAAGAGUGAUUUCAAGGAGUAUGAAAAAGAACAGGAUAAACCAUCUAAUUUGGUUCUGAAAGAUAAAGUAAAGCCCAAACAGGAUACAAAAUACGAUCUUAUAUUAGAUGAGCAGGCUGAAGACUCAAAAUCAAGUCACUCACACACAAGUAAAAAACACAAGAAGAAAACCCGUCACUGCUCUGAAGAGAAAGAAGAUGAGGACUACAUGCCAAUCAAAAAUACUAAUCAGGAUAUCUAUAGAGAAAUGGGGUUUGGUCACUAUGAAGAAGAAGAAAGCUGUUGGGAGAAACAAAAGAGUGAAAAGAGAGACCGAACUCAGAACCGAAGUCGUAGCCGAUCUCGAGAGAGGGAUGGCCAUUAUAGUAAUAGUCACAAAUCAAAAUACCAAACAGAUCUUUAUGAAAGAGAAAGGAGUAAAAAGAGAGACCAAAGCAGAAGUCCAAAGAAAUCCAAAGAUAAAGAAAAGUCUAAGUACAGAUGAAAGAUGAAGAGGCAGAAUUGAGAGGCUAACGUAUUUACUCUUGUCUAACUUAAAAGUGCCAGGAAAGCAGAUGCUUAGAUUUUGUUUCAAAGCUUAUUAUUUUUUUCAUACUAGGAUUAUGGUCUUUAGAUUAAUACUGAUUAUAUAGAGCACGGAAAGAUAAAGAUUGAACAUUUUCUUUGUAUACUUUUUUACACUAAUUUUAUUGUUAUACAUAAAUGGUAGUCUUCAUUUUUGAAGUCUUACAUUUUCACUCUUUUUUUAAUGAAGUAUUUCAUACUACAAAAAUACAUAAACGUAUAUAUAAAGGGAUAAUAAAUGUAAAUAUCUGUGUACUCAUCAGCCAGCUUAAGAUACAGAAUGUUGUCGACAUUUUAGAAGUUCCCUAAGGCCCUCCCUCUCAAAUAAUUAUUUGGAAUUUUGUGUUUGUCAUUUGCCUAUUAUAGUUUUACAACAUACGUAUGUAUCUGUAAGUGAAAUGUUAAUUUUGUAUGUUUCUGAAUUUUAUAUAAAUGGCAAAAUGUUUACUUCUGUGACUUUCAUUUUUAUUGCUAUAUAGUAUUAUAUAAAUAUACCACAACUUAUUCAUUCUUCUCUUGAUGGACAUUUGAGUUUUGUUUAUUUAUUUUUGUUUUUGCUGUUGUUGAAACAAUGCUGCUGUGAACAUUGUAUCUAGGAAUUAUAUUGCUUGAUAUAUUGAUAAAAUAAUGCCAAAUUUGUGUUCUGAAGUGGCUGUACUAGUUUAUACCUCUCUUGGCACUGUGAGUUACCUUUGUUUCAUAGCAUCUCCAACACUUGUUAAGUUCAGACUUAAAAAUUUGCCAACCUAGUGGAUGUUAAGUGGUAUCUACCUGUGAUUUCCAGCAAGAUUACUGUUAUCUCUGUUCUUCCAUGUGUAAGAUGUCAUUUUUUUCCUGGCUGCUUUUAAGGUUUUCUAUCACUGGUUGUAAGAAGUUUGAUUAUGAUGUGCUUGCUGUAGUUUUUUUUUUCACGUUUCUGCUGCUGCAGCUAUUUUACCUGUGGGUUUGUGGUUUUCGUAGAAUUUGGAAAUUGGGGGGCAUUUUUUCUUCUAUUAUAUUUUUUGUCUCUCUGCUCCUCUCAUGCUUCUCCUGGGGCUCUGAUGACUUGGAUGUACGUUAGGCCCCUCAAAAUUGUCUCCCAGUGUGCUGAUUCUGUUCAGCUUUUUUAAAAGCCUUUUUCUCUCUGUGUUUCAUGUUGGGUAGUUUCCAGUGCUGUGUCCUCACUGUUUAUUAAUCUUUCCGUCUAAGGUAUCUAAUUUCCUUUUAAUCGUAUCCAGGUAUUUUUCACCUCCGACAUAUUUUUAGUCUUUAGAAGUUCUAUCUGGGUCUUUAUCUCCCAUGUGUCUCCUUCACAUGCUCAUGCCUUCCUCUAUUUUUUUUUUUUUUUUUUUUUUUUAACAUCUGGAGUGUAUUGAUAAUAGCUGUUUCAAUGUACUUGCCCAUUCUGUCAUCUGCAUCAUUUCUGGUCUGUUUCUAUUGAUUGAUUCCCACCCUACCCCAACUCCCACCCUGCCCAUAUUGGAUUGUAACUUCCUUCAUUACAUGCCUGGUAAUUUCUGUUUUUAACAUUGGGUGCUGGAGUUCUUUUAAGUAUCUUGAACUCUGUUUGGGGAAAUAAAGUUACUUGGAAACAAUCCGAUCAUUUUAUAGCUUGCUUUUAAGCUUAAUAAGACAGGACUGGGACAGCCUUUAGUUUAGGGCUAAUUUGACCCACUAUGAAGGUAAUACCGUUCUGAAUAAUCUUCCUGGUUACAUGGUUUCUGCAUUCUGUCUGUUGGGAACAUGAACUAUUCUGAGCCCUAUUGAGCUUCCAGUUGUAUCUCCUGUUCCUUACCUCACAUGCAUACACUGCUUGAUGUUUAGCUGAAGACUUAAGGGAAACCCAAUAUUCUGCCCUGCAAAUCUUACCUUGGCUCCCCUAAAUUCUCUACCCAGGGAGGUUCCCUUCCCUAGCCUUAGUGCCACAACCUAGAAACCCCAUGUAGAAGCUUGCGCAAUUAUAGGGCUUUCUUUGUUUUCCAUCUCUCAGGAGUCACUGUCCUGCACUGGCUUUUGUCUAACAUCUGAAAAACUUCCUUGUAUACAUUUUAUAUAGGUUUUAGUUUAAGGUGGAGAAGGUAAAUCGUGCCUCUGCUACUCCAUUUUGACUAGAGUGGAAGUUAACUUUGUAUUUCCUAAAUGUUAAUGAGGCUGAGCAUCUUUUCCCAUGUUUAUUAUUCAUUCCUGAUUGCUGUCUGUGAAAAGCUUGUUUCAUGUCUUUGCCCAUUUAUAUAGUAGAUUGUUGUCUUUUCAUACUUAAUAGAUUGUGGAUACUAAGAAUAAGUUAAGGAGUGCUGUCUCUCUUUCCUUCCCUCUGUCUGUUCUCUUGGAAGAAAAGAAAAAGAUUUAAAUUAAUCUGUUCCUUAAAAGCUGGAUAGAGCUUGCCUAUAAAAUUGUCUGAACUUUGCAUUUUUUUGUGAGAAAAUUUCUUAACGAUUAGGUUUCAAAAAUUAUAGAAUUAUUAGCCUUUCUAUUUCUUUAAUGUUAGUCAUUUUAAUUACAUUUUUCUGGGAAUUUGUUUUCAUUGAAGUUUUUAUUUUUUGAUAGCAUUGUGCAUAGUUUAGCUAGUAGAUUUUUACUGUCCUUUUGCUUUGUUGAUGAAUGUCCUUAUGUUUUAGUGUGUCUCAUAAACAGCACAUAGCUAGAUGAUGAUGAUGAUGAUUAUUAUUAUUUUGAGACGGAGUCUCACUCUGUCGCCCAGGCUGGAGUGCAGUGGCGCGAUCUCAGCUUACUGCAACCUCCACCUCCCGGGUUCAAGCGAUUCUACUGCCUUAGCCUCCUGAGUAGAUGGGACUACAGGUGCUUGUCACCAGGCCCGGCUAAUUUUUUUUUUUUUUUUAGUAACAGGGUUUUCACCAUAUUGGCCAGGCUGGUCUGGAACUCCUGACCUUCUGAUCUGCCCAACUCAGCCUCCCAAAGUGCUGGGAUUACAGGCAUGAGCCACUGCACCCGGCCAAUUAUUUUUAAAUCUAAUCUGAACUUUAACUGGUUAGUGCAUUUUUAUGUGUACUGAUGUAUUUGCAUUUAUUCCUUACCACCUUAUUUUGUGCUUUUUAUGUUUUUUUCUUCCACUCUUUUUUUUUUUCUUUUGGAAUCAAAAAUGUUUUUUAAUUCCACCCUCACCCCUCUGCCCCCUCUGUUUUGGGGGAAUUACCUUGGAAUAUUACAUCCGUACUUAAAAAGUAUAAUGUUAUAUUUUUAUCUUCCUCUCUAAUUGAGAGUCUUGGAACUCUCUAAGUCACCCCUCUUGCAACUUUCAUGUUACAAUCAUUCAGUAUUUUAGUUAUAGCUUGUGAUUUUUAACCUUAAAAUUAGACCUUGAGCUGGACUCAGUGGUGCACACCUGUAGUUCUGGCUGCUGAAUGGCUGAGGCCGGAGGAUCCCUUGAGGCCAGGAGUUAGAGGCUGCAGUGCACUGCGAUUGUGCCUGUAACUAGCCUCUGUACUCCAGCCUGGGCAACAUAGUGAGACACCAUCUGUUAGAAAAAAAAUUAGACCUUGUGAUUAUUACUGUUUUUGUACAGAUAAUUGUUGGUUUAGAUUUACUUUAUAUGUUAGAAGUGUUUGUUUAUUCAUUAUUAUUCUCACAUGUUAGACCUUUCACCUAGGAUAAUUUUCCUUCUUUCUGAAGCACAUCCUUUGAUGUUUCUCCAGUGACAUCUGUUGAUGGCAAACUCUUAGUUUACAUUUAUCAAAAAUAUUUUCAAUUCAUUCUAUAAAGUUGAUUUUAUAUGUACAUAAUUCUAAGUUGAGGUGUGUUUUUUUUUCCCCAGUACUCUGAAGAAUUAGUCUACUGUCUUUUUACUUUUGUUACUACUGGGGAGAAAUCUUUUGUCAUUCCAAAUGUCAUUCUUUUGGAUAUAAUGUGACUUUUCUUUCUGAUUGCUUUUUUGCUGUGGUUAAUUAAACUUUCAAUUUUGAAAUCAGUUGUAGAUUGGCAUGCAAUCAUAAGAAAUAAUACAGAGAGAACCUGUGUACCCUUUGCCUAGUUUCUCCCAGUGAUACCAUCUUGUAAGAUUCUAGUAUAGUAUCGCAACCUAGAUGCUGACAUGGACACAGUGGAGAUACAGAAAAUUUCCAUCACUACAAGGACCCCUCUUGCUGUCCUUUUAAUAGCCACAUCUACUUCCCUGCCACUUCUGUUUUCUCCUUCACCUCUGUCAACCACUGAUAUGUUCUCCAUUCCUAUAAUUAUGUCAUUUCAAGGAUUUUAUAUAAGUGGAAUUCUGUAUUAUGUAACCUUUUGGGGAGCCACUCAUAAUCUGGAAAUACAUAAUCCCAAAUGCCACGAUCAUGAAGGUUGAAACCCUGAUAAUCAUAAUCCCAAAUAUGUAAUUCUGGAAAGAAGAAUUUUAAAAACCUUUAAAAGAUAUUUAUUUACAUUUUGUUUGUUUGUUUGUUUUGAGAUGGAGUCUUACUCUGUUGCCCAGGCUGUAGUGCAGUGGCAUGGUCUCGGCUCACUGCAACCUCUACCUCCCAGGUUCGAGUGAUUCUCCUGCCUCAGCCUCCCAAGUAGCUGGGACUACAGGUGUGUGCCACCACACCCGGCUAAUUUUUGUAUUUUUAGUAGAGAUGGGGUUUCACCAUGUUGGCCAGGCUGGUCUCAAACCCCUGACUUCAGGUUAUUAACUUUUUUUUUUUUUUUUUUUUUGAGAUGGAGUCUUGCUCUGUCACCCAGGCUGGAGUGCAGUGGCACGAUCUUGGCUCACUGCAAGCUCUGCCUCCCAGGUUCACGCCAUUCUCCUGCCUCAGCCUCCCGAGUAGCUGGGACUACAGGCACCCCCCACCAUGCCCAGCUAAUUUUUUUUGUAUUUUUAGUAGAGACGGGGUUUCACUGUGUUAGCCAGGAUGAUCUCGAUCUCCUGACCUCGUGAUCUGCCUGCCUGGGGCUCCCAAAGUGCUGGGAUUACAGGCGUGAGCCACCGCACCCGGCUGAUUAUUUACAUUUUUAACAGAGGAUUUGAGAAAUACAAACACGGGCCACUUUACACAAUAAAAUAGGCAACAAUAACAUACAUAUUUUUGCAAGCAUAAGCAGUUCUCAGCUCUACUAAUGACAGUCACAUGGGUAUGACAGUUAUGAACAGAUGAGUGGUAUUUAUAAAGAAAUAGGUCAAAAAGGGAAAUGUAUCAGCCCAUAGCCGUAUGGUUGGUAAUUGUGUAUGCUCGGCUUUAUAACUGCAGUCAUUUGAAAUACUUUAAGAAAAACCAGUGUCUUCCACUGGCUUCACUCAGAUGCUAAUCUCUGGAAACACUUGCACAGACACACUCAAAACACUAAUAAGUUUCUAGGUGUUCCUUAAUCCAAUCAACUUGACACCUAAAAUUAAGUCCCAAAGAACACCUCUUAUCAACUCAGCACCCAUACAUACCUCCUUAAACCGUACUUAAUUUCCAAAUAAAGACAAUGAGAAAGUUGUAGUUCUACCUAUCAUGAUGCCAGUAUCCUCUGAUUGUGAUUUUUGGGAUUUUAGACAUUAUGAAUUUUAGAUUAGGCAUUUUGAUCUUUUGAGAUUUCACCAUUCAGGAUUAAGGUGUUCGAGAUUGUGUCUUACAGGAUUAUAAACCAAACCCCUUUUUGGGAUUGGGUUUGUUUCACCCCAGUCAGCCUUAUUCUUCAGAGAUUCUUCCAGGUUGUUGCUGUAUCAAUAGUUCACUUUUAUUUUAUUUUGUUUUAUUUAUUUAUUUAUUUGGGAUGGAGUCUCGUUGCCCAGGCUGGAGUGCAGUGGCGCCAUCUCAGCUCACUGCAACUUCUGCCUCCUGGGUUCAAGCAAUUCUGCCUCAGCCUCCCUAGUAGCUGGGAUUACAGGUGCGCACCACUAUGCCCAGCUAAUUUUUGUAUUUUUAGUAGAGACGGGGUUUCGCCAUGUCGGCCAGGCUGGUCUCGAACUGACCUCAGGUGAUCCACCCGCCUCAGCCUCCCAAAGUGCUAGGAUUACAGGUGUGAGCCGCUGUGCCUGGCCAAUAGUUCACUUUUAUUGUUGAGUAGUAUUUCAUGGUAUGAAUAUACUGUAGUUUGCUUAACCAUUCACCCAUUGAAGGACAUCUGGGUUGCUUACAGUUUGGGACCAUAAUGAGUAAAGCUGCUGUUAGUUUCUUUGUGAACACAGUCUUCAUUUCUUCUGGAUAACUGCCCAGUAGUGCAGUUGUUAGGUCAUAUGAUAAUUGCAUAUUUAAAGAAACUGCUGAACUGUUUUCCAGGGUGAGUCAGACUGCUUUACAUUCCCACCAAGAACAUAUGGGCGAUCCACUUCAUUCGCAGUCUCAACAACAUUUAGUUGUGUCUCUGUGUUUUAUUUUAGGCAUUCUGGUAGGUAUAUAGUGAUAUAUAACUUAUUCUGGUUUUAAUUUUUAUUUCUUUAAUUGGUAAUGUUGUUGAGUAUCUUUUCAUGUGCUCAUUUUGCCAUCUGCAUAUCCUGAUAGGUGAAAUGUUACUUUAUAUCUAAUUGGAUUUUUAGUGUUUUUUUAUUUUUGAGUUUUGAGAGUUCUUUAUGUAUUCUACAUACUAGUUCUUUGUCAGAUAUGUUGCUUGCAGCUGUUUCCUCCCAGUGUAUAGCUUGUCUUUCUUUUUUUUUUCUUUUUUAAGACAGUCUCGCUCUGUCACUCAGGCUGGAGUACAGUGGUGAGAUCACAGUUCACUGCAGCCUCAACCUCCAGGGCUCAAGCAAUCCUCCCACCUCAGCCUCUUAAUAGCUGGGACUACAGGUGCCUGCCACCACACCCAGCUAAUUUUUUUUUUUUUUUUUAUUAGCGAAAACGAGGUCCCUAUGUUGCCCAGGCUGGUCUCAAACUCCUGGUCUCUAGAGUUCUCCCGCUUUGGCCUCCCAAAAUGCUGGGAUUAUAGGUAUGAGCCACUAUGCCUAGCCUCCAAUGUAUGGCCUGUCUUUUAAUCUUCUUAAUAGAGUUUUGUAGAGUACAAGAUUUUAAUUUUUCUGCAGUUUAUCAGUUUUUCCUUUUAUGGAUUGUGCUUUUGGUGUCAAAAGUAAGAACUCUGCCAAGCACUAGCUUCUGAAAUUUUUCUCAUACUUUUAAUUUUUUAAAAAAAAUUCUCUAGUUUUACAUUUAAGCCUGUGAUCCAUUUUGAGAUUUUUUUUUUUUUUUUUUUUUUUGGCUUAUGAACAUCCACUUGUACUGGGACUAUUUGUUGAAAAAGGUCUCUGGCUACUUUUAAGGUUUUCCUUUGUCUUCGGUAUUCUAGAAUAUUCCACUAUAAUGUGUCUAGAUAGGGAUUUCCUUUAUCUUGUUAUAUCCUGUGUCUGAUGGCUUCAUGUUUUUUAUUAUUCUGGAAACUUCUCUGCCAUUUUCUCUUCAAAUAGUCUCUCUCCACAUUCUAUCUAUUAUUUCCUUUUGUAAUCUUAGUCAGUUUUAUGUAAGGCUUUCUCAUCUUGUUCUUUGUAUCUUAACUCGUAUUUUCCAGAUAGUGCAUUCUGAAUAAUUGUUUCAGGUCUGUAUUCCAGGUCACCCAUUCUUUUUCACAUAAGCCCAGUCUCCUAUUUAACCCAUCCACUGAAUUUUUAAUUUCAGUAAUUUUUUUUUUGGAGUUCUGUUUGAUUCUUUCUUGAAUUUGCCUGGUUAUUUUUAAUUUUCUGUUUUUCUUUGCUCAUUUAUUUCCACUCUGUUUUAUUUACAUAAUUAUAUUGUAUUUGUGAUAAUUCCAGUAUCUUAAUUUCUUAAGAAUUAAAAAAUUUUCCUGCUGA